This is a messenger RNA of Paramuricea clavata, 1668 nucleotides long. NCBI's taxonomy places the organism in Eukaryota, Metazoa, Cnidaria, Anthozoa, Malacalcyonacea, Plexauridae. The record is from the annotation of a GenBank genome assembly.
AUGUUGAUCGAUGGUCGAAAAUCAGAAACCUGCAGUGCAGAAGCCAGUGGCAUGGAAGAAAAAUUUAAGGGUGUACAACUUAAUCAAGCUGAGAGAAAACCUGCUGAAUCUAAGUGCUAUAACUGUGGAUUUGCUUACCUUCAUUUGGAUCGUCCUUGUCCAGCCGCAAAUUCAACUUGUAACUCGUGUGGCAUACCUGGUUAUUUCUCUAGAGUGUGUCGAAAGAAAGAAUCGCGUUGUUUUUCCAAGCCGCAAAUAGCACAAGAAUCGCCUCGACAACGAGAACAACCAAAAGAGCCGUUUAAAUCCGAAUCCACGAGAAACAAGCGAAGAAAUCAUGAAUGGGCUGUCAACAAACAUCUCGAUUCAUCGACGGAGACCAGUUCUGAGGAAGAUUAUGUUUACACUGUGGAAAACAAAAGCGACCCAAAGACCAGAGCAAAAAUACGAGUUAAUUCUGUUGAAAUCAAUUUCAUUGUUGACACGGGAGCGACAGUUGACGUUAUCGACUCCAAAACCUAUGAUCGCCUCAAAUCCAGCGUCAAAUUAUGCAAAACUACGACCAAGAUAUUCGCUUAUGGCUCAAACAAACCACUACCUCUUAAAGGUGAAUUUAAGGCAACAGUAGAAACCGUUAUACUGUCUCUGUUAUUCACGUUGUCGAAGGCGGCUCUGCCGCUCUGUAAAUCUACUUAAUGCGAAAACCGCUCAAGAUUUGGCAUUAAUUCAAUUACACGGAACUUGAAACGCCGCCGAAACAGGAAGUUUCUAAACCGGAAGUUUCUAAACCGGAAGUUUCUAAACCGGAAUCUGUGUUGACAUAGUGCAGCCAACCAAACGAUUAAGCGCGAAAGGCACAUUAUGCCAACGCUUUCUGAUUUCCGUGCAGAAAUGAAUGGAUCAAAAUAUUUUUCAAAAAUCGAUCUCAAACAGGUGUACCAUCAACUGGAAUUGAAAGAAGAAAGUCGGUACAUAACUACAUUCUCGACGCACGAAGGCCUAUUUCGCUACAAACGACUGAACUACGGAACGAACAGUGCGCCAGAACUUUUUCAGAACAUUUUGCAACAAAAUAUUAGUGACAUUCGUGGAGUAAAGAAUAUUGCAAAUGACAUCAUUGUUCACGGGAAAACGCGAAGGCAACAUGACGAAUAAUUAGAAAACUGUUUGAAACGACUAGCUCAACUCAACUUAAAAGCGAAACUUGAAAAGUGUAGUUUCCUGCGCAACGAGAUUAAUUUCUACGGUUUAAUUUUUACGGCAAAUGGAACAAGACCAGAUCCAGCAAGAAUUGACAACUUAGUCAGAGUCAGCGCUUCAAAGAAUGCCAGCGAAGUACGUAGUUUCUUGGGUUUGGCGAACACGUGUCGUGAGUAUGUUCCAGAGUACGCCGUAAUUACUACACCAUUGCGGGAUCUCACAAAGAAAAGUGUUGCUGUCACUUGGAACCACGCCCACCAAAGAGCCUUUGAGCAGAUUAAAAAGAAACUGACACACGCGCCUACCAUGGCAUACUUUGAUACCGAGAAGAGAAGCUUGCUUAUUGUUGAUGGAUCCCCUCUCGGAAUUUGUGCUAUUUUAGCACAACGUGAUAAGUCAGGAGAGUCGUAUCGCAUUAUCUCCUACGCCAGCAGAGCCCUGUCUCGAAAGUCGAUAUUCACAGACUGA